Molecule: messenger RNA, 4245 nt
Organism: Carassius carassius (crucian carp)
Lineage: Eukaryota; Metazoa; Chordata; Actinopteri; Cypriniformes; Cyprinidae
Product: potassium voltage-gated channel subfamily A member 2-like
Exons: 3
Coding region: 326-1810 (494 amino acids)
Biological process (GO): potassium ion transmembrane transport; protein homooligomerization
Cellular component (GO): juxtaparanode region of axon; dendrite; voltage-gated potassium channel complex
Molecular function (GO): protein binding; delayed rectifier potassium channel activity
Source: RefSeq, a predicted model, not a curated record
GCACAAUACGCCGGUGCGCCGAGAGCUACAGCAGACAGUGGCAGCCGGGAUUUACGGAAUCAGAUGUGUGUCUGUCCUUUUUAUCGCAGCCUCAAAGACACCGGUGUGCUAUACACACUUCAAGAAAGGCUGUCGUGACUUCUGGGAACCUGAAGAACCACAGGGGUGAUUUAGAAGUUUAUCCUAGCAGUCAACCCACCCGGUAGCACGCUGUGGCCCUUCGUGCUCUACGGUGUCAAGCUCCCUUUCAGUGAGGACUCCUUGCAUCUUCCCACCUUGCGGUGCCCUGCCUCCGUGAAAAGUGCAGGCCUCACCCUCCUGUAUAAUGACUGUGGCCACGGGCGACCCCUCUGACGAGGCGGCAGUACACCCUGGUCUUCCUCAGGACUAUGACCCUGGAAUGGAACAGGAGUGCUGUGAGCGAGUGGUCAUCAACAUCUCGGGUCUACGUUUUGAGACGCAGCUCAAGACCCUCUCACAGUUCCCCGAAACACUGCUCGGGGACCCCAAGAAACGCAUGAGGUACUUUGACCCACUAAGGAACGAGUAUUUUUUUGACAGAAACCGUCCUAGCUUUGACGCCAUCCUCUAUUACUAUCAAUCAGGUGGAAGGUUGCGGCGCCCCGUCAAUGUCACUUUGGACGUUUUCUCAGAGGAGAUCCGCUUUUACGAGCUUGGAGAUGAAGCAAUUGAGAUGUUUCGGGAGGACGAGGGUUUUAUCAAGGAGGAGGAGAGGCCGUUGCCUGACAAUGAGUUUCAGAAGCAGGUCUGGUUGCUGUUUGAAUAUCCAGAAAGUUCUGGGCCAGCCAGGAUUAUAGCGAUCAUAUCCGUCAUGGUCAUCCUCAUCUCCAUUGUCAGCUUCUGCCUGGAAACCUUGCCCAUCUUCCGCGGCGAUGAGGAGGAGAUGCAAAAAAAAGUCCCAGCUGCUUUCGGCAACUCCACAACCACUUACACAUCCACCUACUUCACAGACCCUUUCUUCAUUCUAGAGACGCUAUGCAUCAUCUGGUUCACCUUCGAGUUCUUGGUGCGCUUCUUUGCCUGCCCUAGUAAAGCCAGCUUCUUUGUGAACAUAAUGAACAUGAUUGAUGUGGUGGCCAUCAUUCCGUACUUCAUUACACUGGGGACUGAAUUGGCUGAGACAGCAGAGGACGGGCAGCAGGGCCAACAAGCCAUGUCUCUCGCAAUUCUGAGGGUCAUUCGACUUGUACGAGUCUUCAGAAUCUUCAAACUCUCCCGCCACUCGAAGGGACUUCAGAUUCUUGGCCAGACCCUCAAAGCCAGCAUGAGAGAGUUAGGUCUACUCAUCUUCUUCCUCUUCAUUGGAGUCAUCCUCUUUUCCAGCGCCGUCUUCUUCGCAGAAGCAGACGAGCCUGAGUCGCAGUUCUACAGCAUCCCGGAUGCCUUCUGGUGGGCUGUGGUUUCAAUGACGACCGUUGGCUAUGGAGAUAUGGUGCCUACAACAAUUGGAGGAAAGAUUGUCGGAUCCCUCUGUGCCAUCGCUGGCGUCUUGACCAUCGCCCUUCCCGUGCCCGUCAUCGUCUCCAACUUCAACUACUUCUACCAUCGAGAAACAGAAGGCGAGGAGCAGGCGCAGUAUCUCCAAGUUAACGUCCCUAAAGCCUAUUCACAAGAAGAGCUGAAGGGAAGUCGAAGUGGUUCCACCAUCAGCAAGUCGGACUACAUGGAAAUCCAAGAACCGGUCAACAACAGCAACGAGGACUUUCAGGAAGAGAACCUCAAGACAACCAAUUGCACUUUAGCUAAUACAAAUUAUGUUAAUAUCAAUAAAAUGCUGACAGAUGUCUAGUAAUUCAAGGAGCAGGUACGAAUUGAAUUAUAAAAGGUCUAUAGUAAGCCAUGUUCGAAAGAAGGAGUGUGAGGUUGAACGCCUCAGUUAUUGUCCAACCCUACGUCCAGGUAUUCAUCACAGUAUUCAUCAGUGUUUGCAUGGAGUCAUCUACUGUACACAUUAUACGGACCAGGAGCCAAGUAUUUAUAUAGAACUGUGGAACACAAAUAAACAGCACAUGAGUGUCACUAUAUUUCCAUAAACAUCUUACUCUCAAAGUCAUGCUUUGCCAAAGAAACGUCAUUUGUGUGCUUCAUCUGCUGUUAAAAAGGUUUGCGGUCACAUUCAGUACAUGUAUACAAUGCUAAGAAUAUUCACAGAAGUUUCGUCCACUCUCCCGCUGCUGGUUAAAGAACACAAAUAUUCACAUCGAUUCAAGACAGUUGUCUGUCAUUUUAGCGAUACUGUAGUGAUCAGGCUGAGAAUGAGAACGAUUUUGUGUCGAUAGCUGUGUGUGGACCCAAAAUACGUAUGUAUGGACAACACUUAUCUACUCCUUCACGAUUAUCCUGCUGCAAAUCUUUUGAAGACAAGAUGAAUGUCUCUACAUCUCAUAUUUUAUGUUAUUUAUAGUCUACGCUGUCUGUGUCCCCUAUCCUUCAGUGGCUUUUCUUUGAUCAUUUCAUAUCAGUUUUUUACAGUGUCUCCAGGAUAAGGAGCAUACAAAACACGUUAAAUGGAAAAAUAAGCAAAAUAACACCCUAGUGCCACAGAAAAAAAAGCUUGAUGUAUUUUGUGUAAGAGCAUACUGUUCAGUGUAUAUUCCCAUUGUUUCUGCUGCAAGCUGCAGAGAUAGUUCAAAAUGUAGUUGAUAUUCAAAUUACUUUGUCACUUAAUGAGCCAUAUUGUAGUUCACACUUAAAUGCCCCUAGCAAAUUUGUAGCAAUGAUAUCAGAUUAUUUUUAAUCACUGACUUGUCUAUCAUCCUGAAAUCAUUUUCAGAUGUUAGAAAAUCUUUGAUAGAGCUUUUUAGACAUUUUGUCUUUUCUACUGCCUUUUUUUGUGUGUAUUAUAGUGUUGCAUGGCCUCAAAACCAAUCCUAAUGGCAUGGAUCUUAAGCUCAAGAGUUACUGAUAUAAAGAAACAAGUUAGCUAGAAUAUUACAAAGAUAUGUAUCUUACGCUGUAUAUAUAUACAUCAAUUUUUAUCUGCAAAAUGUUAUUGUGAUCCAAAGGUGCUGUUUUCAGUUGUCAGGAUAUGCAUUUGAAAGAAUGAAAAGACACUCUGCAAUACGUUUGGAUGGACAGUGCAGCAUUGGGGCAUUGAUUGCUGGGACUCUGAUUGUCUUAGCUUCAGGUGACCUUGAAAUCUAGACUUACAGGCUUACUUGCUUCUCUGUAAGAGACUAUAUAAUGCCAAACAACGAUGAAUCAACAGAAGGACACUAUGGAAGUCAAUAUUGACUGAUUUUGAUUGACUUUCUACAAAUGCUUAGGCUCCAACCGCAGUUGUUGCCUCCUUUCCUUAAAAGUAUAGCCAUUAUCGAGGCAGUAAAUCUCAUUGUUUUCCUUCUAUUGACUUUUUAGAUGCAAAAUCCUGAGAAAAAUCCUGUUUCAGUGGAUUGAUGAUUAUGAUGUGAAUGUGUACCAUUAGAAGGUUUCUCGCCCACAUCUAUUCCAGUAUCUCACCUAGGCUGCAGGUGCCUUUGUCUUCGUCUCUCUAAUAUUUUUUAUGCAACUUUAUGUGCUGAUGCUGCUAUUUUAGAAGCAGAUACUGCUUUCACAGCUGCUGCUAAUUAUGUUUUCAUUUUUUAAUUCAGAAUAUAGACAUCACUGUAACACGCACAAUUCCUGUAGGUUUAACAAAGUGUAAAAUCCUGAAUGUUAAACCGAUCUAUCCAAACUGACGCCCCACAGUGCAUAGUCAGUGCCUAAGAAAUGUACUAAACUUAUGUUUGGAUGCUUUAAAGCUGAAGUGUCUUUUUUUUAUGUAAAAAAAAAAAAGUUCUGUCAUUAAUCCAUUUGUGGAAAUGACACACCUCAUCUCUAAUGCAGACAAACAGCAGGUUUUCUAUGCAUGACAUUGGACAGUACGCUGUUGGUAAAUCCAUCCUACCAUCCUAAUCCACAUACAUAAGCAUUGUCACUGCAACUUUAUAUUUAAUGUGUAAUAACAUGUUAUGCUUUUGGUGCUAGACCUGGCAGAGUUAAAUGUCAGGGCUAUAACAGUACCUCUAUAAAGCCUUCUUUUUUUCCCCUCAUUGGACAGGAAUGUCUUUGAAACCGGAAAAACGCAGUCUUUGCUUUGCUUGCAGGUGCACCUGUUUCUCGUAUCAUGUUUGGAUUGUGUGUUGAUUUUCUAAAUGUAAUUUGAAAUGCAAAAUGAUAGCACUGAAUGUCACAAAAUCAUAUUUGUUAUCAUCUUAGAAGGAUGUGCAUCAACUUAUGCAAUCA